Pichia kudriavzevii is the source of this 2541-nucleotide messenger RNA. RefSeq lists its product as uncharacterized. The transcript has a single exon. The record is from RefSeq and is a predicted model, not a curated record. Gene Ontology annotation, molecular function: carboxypeptidase activity. NCBI's taxonomy places the organism in Eukaryota, Fungi, Ascomycota, Pichiomycetes, Pichiales, Pichiaceae. Bases 1 to 2541 code for a protein of 846 amino acids.
AUGUCAUCGAGUAAGUAUACAAGACUACCAGUUGAAGACUCUGGGAGCUAUUCACCCCCAAGUUCGUCUUUUUCCCAAAGUGAGACUCAAAUGGGGGACAAUGCAAUUUUAGAUAGUGAAGAACCGUUAGAUUUACCACCAGCGUAUGAACCGCCAUCAUUUAUUGAGUUUGAAAUUGAGAAUGAAAACACUGAUGAAAAUAUGGGAUUCAGAGCUAAAGCAGGCAAAUUUAUGGAGUCUUUCAAUUCUCGUGUUGUGAGGCCAAUAUCCAAGACCCUAGACCCAGUUUAUCAGUUGUAUUGUUAUGCCAAUGCUAGAUUUGAGUAUAUGAUUUCUAAAAUGGGAAAUCCUCUAAUAGCAAAACGAAUGAUAUAUAUUGUAUUUGUUUCGAUUAUACUCUAUACGGUUUCAUUAUCAGGGCUUAGCUCGGAUGGUGUUGUUGGAUCACAUUCUGACUUUUCGGAUCAAAGCAAGUUACUUGAAUUUAUUGAAUUAUCUGUUGAUCCAAGAAGGCUUGAAGAGAAUUUAGAGUAUUUAUCAUCUAUGCCGCACUUGUCAGGGACAAGUGGAGAUAUGGCACUUGCAAGGUAUUUUGAAGAAUUGGUUUUGAGAAGUAAACUUGAAAUUAACCCAGAUGUUGCGUUUGAUACUUAUACUAAUUAUCCACUUGAGCCUAAAGUAUUGCUGUUUAGUGGAAACGGUGAUGAGGUACUAGUGGAAUGCGAUUUGGUCGAAACCUUGGAAGACCAUUUAGAGAGCAGUAUUCACAAAUUAGCAUUUAAUCCCGGUUCGAAAGACAUGAAUUCCAGGGGUAAGUUGAUAUAUGCUAACUACGGUACUUUGCAAGACUAUAAGAUUUUACAAGAAAGAUCUAUUGCGAUUAAUGGUUCAGUCCUCAUAAUAAAGUAUGGUGGUAUGUAUCCCGCUUACAAAAAGUUGGAAUAUGCACAGGAAAGAGGGGCUAUUGGUGUUUUAUUUAUCAGUGAUCCUCAAAUGAAGGAAUAUUACAACUUGGAAUCUUUACAGAGAGAACCUGUUGCAUUCACCAACAAAAUGCCAGGAAACAUGUUGUCUCCAGGUAUACAUUCAGGAUCACCUGUCGAACAUGUUGGUGAUUUAAACAGUAGAUUACAGGAAGCUAGGGUUGUCCCUUCAAUUCCAUCCUUACCUAUAAAGUGGAAAGAUUUUAUUACUAUCAUGGACAAAUUAUCCAACCAGGGGGCCAGGAUUGAGGGAUGGGACAUUGAAAUUGAAGGCAAACCAAUCCAGAUUUGGACAGGUGGAGAUGAUGAAGUUUUGUUGCAAAAUAGCUUGAUCCAACGCCCUUAUAAAGAAUCGUGGAAUAUUAUAGGAAAACUUAAGGGUAUGGAGCAAGAUACUUUUUCCAUUGUUAUUGGCGCUUCGAGAGAUACCAUGUGUUAUGGUGCAGUUGAAAGCUCAGGUUCAGCAAUUCUGCUGGAAUUAAUGAAUAUCUUUAGUGCAAUGUCGUCUUCAUUAUCAUGGAGUCCACUUAGAACCAUUUAUUUCGUUUCUUAUGGUGGCUCGAAGUAUAAUCUAGCAGGAUCAACUCAUUUUGCCAUGAAAAACCAGGAUUUAUUUAAACGUGAUGUUUAUACGUUCAUCGACUUAGAUGAUAUAAUUCAAGGUGAUAACCUCGAAAUAAUUGCAGAUCCACUGUUUCUCAAUUUGGUUAAAGAUGCGAUAGAUAAAAUGGCAGAAGCAAAUUCUACAACUCCUCACUUUAACUAUAACUCAUUAGAGGUGUUUCCUUACCAGCUAAACUCACUUUCAAAUUCAUAUCCAAAUGUUGAACAUCACAAUGUUGCUGGAAUAUCCAUGAAACUAAAAAAUUCUGGUAAUUUAAAAAACCAAAAUACAGUUCAAAAGUUUAAUAUACCACAAUAUUCCAAGAACUCAUGCCUUGACACUUUCGAUAAUUUCAGAAACAGAAGAAUCGAUCCAGAUAUGUCGAAGCAUGCAUUUAUGACUAAACUAAUAGCUUUGGUUGCUGUAAAAUUAGUUGAAACUCCAAUUUUACCAUAUGAUUUACGGGCAAUGUGGAACAACAUGAAAACCAACUACUUGAACGUUAAGGAAUAUUCCAAAUCAAGAGGUUAUGAUUUAAGCUUUGACUCUAUAGACAAGGCAUUAAACGAAAUACUUGAAAUUGCUCAGCAAAAUGAAGCCUUUGUCAAUACCUGGAAUGAUAUAUGUGAUGAUGGUCAUGGUUCAGAACCAAACCUUCUUACAGUUAAUAGAUGGGAUUGGAAUGCAAAACUAUUAUUAAUGACCAAGGUAAUGAUUUAUAUGGAUGGCUCAUAUGAACACCCCUUCAACUAUAAUUUAAUAUACGGAUUGGAAGAAGAGCCCGAGCUAAGGUAUUUCAAUGAUGGAGAAGGGUUUGAUGAUUCAAUAGAGAUGAAAAACAUGUUUCCCGGAAUAUGGGAUGCAAUAAAUAAAGGUGCUUGGGAUGAAGCACAGUUUCAAAUAAAUAAGGUUGGUGAAGCACUGAAUCACUGUAUAAAACUAUUCCAAUACUAG